Molecule: messenger RNA, 8569 nt
Organism: Gorilla gorilla gorilla (western lowland gorilla)
Lineage: Eukaryota; Metazoa; Chordata; Mammalia; Primates; Hominidae
Product: putative stereocilin-like protein
Biological process (GO): cell-matrix adhesion
Cellular component (GO): stereocilium tip; kinocilium; cell surface
Source: RefSeq, a predicted model, not a curated record
AGCUGGGACUACAGGCACAUGCCACCACGCCCAGCUAAUUUUUUGUAUUUUUUAGUAGAGACAGGGUUUCACCAUGUUGGCCAGGAUGGUCUCAAUCUCUUGACCUCAUGAUCUGCCCGACUCAGCCUCCCAAAGUGCUGGGAUUAGAGGCGUGAGCCACCGCGACCGUUUAGGGAGGUAUCUGUUCUUGUCAGGCAGAGAGUGUCCUGUGGGAGUUUUGGGGAGUGAGGAUGUUUCAGAGUUCUCAACUCCUGUGGCUCUUCCCAGGUAUACCCAUUCUAACUGGCAGAUCACAGAGUGUUCCAGUUAUCACCAGUCUUAUCCAUUUCAUUUUAGCAGGACAUAUGAUUAAUUUCUUGUUUUGGACCUUUGUAAUUUAAAUUUGCUGGUUGUUCUCUGUUUCCAUUUGGUCAUCUGCAGGUUGGAACUUGUCUUGCUCUUGUUGAACUUUAUCAAAUUAUAAGCAAUAACCAAUACACUCAAAUAGCCUGGUAUAUUUGCCAUAAACCCUAAGCACUUCACCGUCAGUUUGCACAUAGUCUGAAUCCUUAGCAGCAAGAGAAUUGCUUAAUCAACGGCUUACAACAGCAGAACGUGGACUGCCAGGAAAAUUUCCAUCCUGAGUUGAGGGAAUCCUCAUUGUUUCUCUCUCUGGUUGACUCAACUAGUUCCAUAUUUGUUCUGAAGGUCUUUCACUCAAGAUACAACUUCCAGAUAAUCAUUUACGUAUUCAUUAGAACUCCUUUAGUUUCGAGUAGAGAAAAUCAUCUUGAGCUAUUCUAAUAAUAGUAACAUUGAGUGAAUGUUUAUUCUGUACCAGUGUCUGGCCCAUAAUAAGUGCUUAAUCUUUGUUGAAUGAAUGCUAGACAUUGCACUAAGUACUUUAAAUGCAUUAUCUAAUUUAAUCCUCACAAAAACUCUACACUAGGAUUUUUUCCUUUUUACAGUAAAAACAACAACAGCAACAACAACCACAACAACAAAAACCCAAAAAACCAAAAACAGAGAUUUAGAAACUGCCCCAGGACACACAGCUAGUAAAUGUUGGAACCAGGGUUUGAACCUAGACCAUCUCAUUUUUUGCUACCCCAUGAGGAAAGAAGGAUAAUUUAUUAUAAGAGGGUUGUUACAGAAUGAAGGGCAGAAAUUCAGAAGGAUUACAGGAUGGGCUGGAACCACAAAGCUGUUGGGAACUCAGGUCGUAUUCUCCCUCGGAUUCAUCUGUCUGCUUUUUAGACUAGAUGUGGUAUCCUUGAUGGGCAAAGGGAAUAUUGGUAAAAUUACACAACAGAUCAUUUCACUGAUCUCAACUUUUGAUUUGCCUUGGAAAAUCCCAUCAUUGCUCCCAGCUGUCUUUGUGACCUAGGUUAAGUCAUUCCAUUUCUUUGGGCUUCAAUUCCCCUGUCUAUAAAAUGAGAAGUUCUUACCAGAGGAUUCCUCAGGUCUCUUCUGUGACCUGGGAGUCCGAGGCAGGAGGAUUGCUUGAGUCCAGGAGUUCGAGGGUGUAGUGAGCUACAAUCAUACCACAGUAUUCCAGCCUGGGCCAUGGACCAAGACCCUGUCUCUAAGUAAAUAAAUACACAGAAAUAAAACUCUGUGAUCCUAAGUGAAUCUUCUAGGUCAGAAGCACAUUAAUAAUGAAGUUCCAUGUGUGGAUUUGAGGGAGAGAAUGGGGAAGGUUUCUAGGGAAAGAAGGACAGAAUAAAAGUUUGGGUAUAGCUUCAGUGUUGAAUUGCUAUUUAGAGUUGGUGUAAAGUGAAGGCCUUUGGGGAGAUAUAGAUGGAGAAUGGAAAAGACUUAUAACCCUGGCCUGGGGUAGUGGCUCAAGCCUGUAAUCCCACCACUUUGGGAGGCCGAGGUGGAUGAAUCACUUGAGGUCAGGAGUUCAAGACCAGCUUGGGCAACAUGGUGAAACUCCAUCUCCACAAAAAAUACAAAAAUUAGCCAUGCAUUAUGGCGCAUGCCUGUAGUCCCCCAGCUACUUGGGAGGCUGAGGCAGGAUAAUUGCUUGAACCAAGGAGGCAGAAAUUGCAGUGAGCCGAUAGUGCCACUGUACUAUAGCCUGCGCAACAGAGUGAGACUCCAUCUCAAAAAAAAAAAAGGCACGGUGGCUCAUGCCUGUAACCCCAGCACUUUGGGAGGCUGAGGUGGGUAGAUCACUUGAAGUCAGUUCAAGACCAGCCUAGCCAACAUGGUGAAACCCCAUCUCUACUAAAAAUACAAAAAUUAGCUGGGUGUGGUGGCACAUGCCUGUAAUCCCAGCUACUUGGGAGGCUGAGGCAGGAAAAUUGCUUGAACCCGGAAGGCAGAGGUUGCGGUGGUGAGAUAGCCCCACUGCACUCCAGCCUGGGCAACAGAGAGAGAUUCCAUUUCAAACCACCCCCCCGCAAAAAACAAAAAACAAAAACAAAAACAAAAAAGACUUCUAACCCUGACCAGACCAGAUUAUUUUCAAUGACAUCUCUUUCUCUCUCUGUUCUAUGAGCAAUUCUGUGUGUAGGGAGAUCAGUCCCUGUGCAUAGUGAUUUAAUCUGGUUUCUGUCUUCUCAGCUCAGAGUUUUUGAUAGGGCUUUUACGUACUAGGCCACAGAGAAAGAACCAAAUGAUAGGGGAUCCCAGGGGGGAAGGAAAGACCCAAACAUUUGAAUGGCCUAAUGAGCAAAUCACAUUUCUCUGGGUCUGUUUCCUUAUCCGUAAGUGAAAAAGUUUGGUGUAUGUGAUCUCUGUGGUACUGGGCUCAGCUCUUGACACUCUGUGGUUCUGGGAAGUGAGUCAAAAGGAGCUCUCCUCUUCCUGAAUUCUCCAUCCUUGGACUGGACCUCUCAUCUGUUUAUACCUUGCUGCCCAGUUUGUUUCUCCUGGGAGUCCUUUCUUCCUCAGUUUCCUCAAAUCCUACUUGCUUCUUAGCUCCUUCAUAUCCUCUUUGUUUUCUAUGUUUCUGCAGAACCCCAGAUUACACCCCUGGUCUCCAGUUCUCCAUCUCCAUGUCUGCCUGUUCCUUUCUGUAUCACUGGCUCCUAACUCAAGCAAUCUCCUUGGGUUUCUCUGAGGGGCCCCUGGGAUCCCCUAUCAUUGGUCCCUCUCACAGAAGCAUACCCUUCUCCAGAGCUAAAGGAUCAGAUAUUCAGCGGCUCAGGUGAGAAUAACCAGAACUCACCUCCGGUACCAGUGUUCACCUGGAAACAUGGCUCUGAGCCUCUGGCCCCUGCUGCUGCUGCUGCUGCUGCUGUCCUUUGCAGUGACUCUGGCCCCUACUGGGCCUCAUUCCCUGGACCCUGGUCUCUCCUUCCUGAAGUCAUUGCUCUCCACUCUGGACCAGGCUCCCCAGGGCUCCCUGAGCCGCUCACGGUUCUCUACAUUCCUGGCCAACAUUUCUUCUUCCUUUGAGCCUGGGAGAAUGGGGGAAGGACCAGUAGGAGAGCCCCCACCUCUCCAGCCACCUGCUCUCCGGCUCCAUGAUUUUCUAGUGACACUGAGAGGCAGCCCCGACUGGGAGCCAAUGCUAGGGCUGCUAGGGGAUAUGCUGGCACUGCUGGGACAGGAGCAGACUCCCCGAGAUUUCCUGGUGCACCAGGCAGGGGUGCUGGGUGGACUUGUGGAGGUGCUGCUGGGAGCCUUAGUUCCUGGGGGCCCCCCUACCCCAACUCGGCCCCCGUGCACCCGUGAUGGGCCCUCUGACUGUGUCCUGGCUGCUGACUGGUUGCCUUCUCUGCUGCUGUUGUUAGAGGGCACACGCUGGCAAGCUCUGGUGCAGGUGCAGCCCAGUGUGGACCCCACCAAUGCCACAGGCCUCGAUGGGAGGGAGGCAGCUCCUCACUUUUUGCAGGGUCUGUUGGGUUUGCUUACCCCAACAGGGGAGCCACGCUCCAAGGAUGCUCUUUGGGGCGGUCUGCUACGCACAGUGGGGGCCCCCCAUGCUGCCUUUCAGGAGGGGCUGCUCCGUGUCACUCACUCCCUGCAGGAUGAGGUCUUUUCCAUUCUGGGGCAGCCAGAGCCUGAUACCAAUGGGCAGUGCCAGGGAGGUAACCUUCAACAGCUCCUCUUAUGGGGCGUCCGGCACAACCUUUCCUGGGAUGUCCAGGCGCUGGGCUUUCUGUCUGGAUCACCACCCCCACCCCCUGCCCUCCUUCACUGCCUGAGCACGGGCGUGCCUCUGCCCAGAGCUUCUCAGCCCUCAGCCCACAUCAGCCCACGCCAACGGCGAGCCAUCACUGUGGAGGCCCUCUGUGAGAACCACUUAGGCCCAGCACCACCCUACAGCAUUUCCAACUUCUCCAUCCACUUGCUCUGCCAGCACACCAAGCCUGCCACUCCACAGCCCCAUCCCAGCACCACUGCCAUCUGCCAGACAGCUGUGUGGUAUGCAGUGUCCUGGGCACCAGGUGCCCAAGGCUGGCUACAGGCCUGCCAUGACCAGUUUCCUGAUGAGUUUUUGGAUGCGAUCUGCAGUAACCUCUCCUUUUCAGCCCUGUCUGGCUCCAACCGCCGCCUGGUGAAGCGGCUCUGUGCUGGCCUGCUCCCACCCCCUACCAGCUGCCCUGAAGGCCUGCCCCCUGUUCCCCUCACCCCAGACAUCUUUUGGGGCUGCUUCUUGGAGAAUGAGACUCUGUGGGCUGAGCGACUGUGUGGGGAGGCAAGUCUACAGGCUGUGCCCCCCAGCAACCAGGCUUGGGUCCAGCAUGUGUGCCAGGGCCCCACCCCAGAUAUCACUGCCUCCCCACCAUGCCACAUUGGACCCUGCGGGGAAUGCUGCCCGGAUGGGGGCAGCUUCCUGGUGAUGAUCUGUGCCAAUGACACCAUGUAUGAAGUCCUGGUGCCCUUCUGGCCUUGGCUAGCAGGCCAAUGCAGGAUAAGUCGUGGGGGCAAUGAUACUUGCUUCUUAGAAGGGCUGCUGGGCCCCUUUCUGCCCUCUCUGCCACCACUGGGACCAUCCCCACUCUGUCUGACCCCUGGCCCCUUCCUCCUUGGCAUGCUAUCCCAGUUGCCACGCUGUCAGUCCUCUGUCCCAGCCCUUGCUCACCCCACACGCCUACACUAUCUCCUCCGCCUGCUGACCUUCCUCUUGGGUCCAGGGGCUGGGGGCGCUGAGGCCCAGGGGAUGCUGGGUCGGGCCCUACUGCUCUCCAGUCUCCCAGACAACUGCUCCUUCUGGGAUGCCUUUCGCCCAGAGGGCCGGUGCAGUGUGCUACGGACGAUUGGGGAAUACCUGGAACAAGAUGAGGAGCAGCCAAUCCCAUCAGGCUUUGAACCCACUGUCAACCCCAGCUCUGGUAUAAGCAAGAUGGAGCUGCUGGCCUGCUUUAGUCCUGUGCUGUGGGAGCUGCUCCAGAGGGAAAAGAGUGUUUGGGCCCUGCAGAUUCUAGUGCAGGCGUACCUGCAUAUGCCCCCAGAAAACCUCCAGCAGCUGGUGCUUUCAGCAGAGAGGGAGGCUGCACAGGGCUUCCUGACACUCAUGCUGCGGGGGAAGCUUCAGGGGAAGCUGCAGGUACCACCAUCCGAGGAGCAGGCCCUGGGUCGCCUGACAGCCCUGCUGCUCCAGCGGUACCCACGCCUCACCUCCCAGCUCUUCAUUGACCUGUCACCACUCAUCCCUUUCUUGGCUGUCUCUGACCUGAUGCGCUUCCCACCAUCCCUGUUAGCCAACGACAGUGUCCUGGCUGCCAUCCGGGAUUACAGCCCAGGAAUGAGGCCUGAACAGAAGGAGGCUCUGGCAAAGCGACUGCUGGCCCCUGAACUGUUUGGGGAAGUGCCUGCCUGGCCCCAGGAGCUGCUGUGGGCAGUGCUGCCCCUGCUCCCCCACCUCCCUCUGGAGAACUUUCUGAAGCUCAGCCCUCACCAGAUCCAGGCCCUGGAGGAUAGCUGGCCAGCAGCAGGUCUGGGGCCAGGGCAUGCCCGCCAUGUGCUGCGCAGCCUGGUAAACCAGAGUGUCCAGGAUGGUGAGGAGCAGGUACGCAGGCUUGGGCCCCUUGCCUGUUUACUGAGCCCUGAGGAGCUGCUGCCCCUGAGUGAUCCGACGGGGCCAGUAGAACGGGGGUUGCUGGAAUGUGCAGCCAAUGGGACCCUAAGCCGAGAAGGAUGGGUGGCAUAUGAACUUCUGGGUGUGUUGCGCUCAUCUGGAGGAGCGGUGCUGAGCCCCCGGGAGCUGCGGGUCUGGGCCCCUCUCUUCUCUCAGCUGGGCCUCCGCUUCCUGCAGGAGCUGUCAGAGCCCCAGCUUAGAGCCAUGCUUCCUGUCCUGCAGGGAACUAGUGUUACACCUGCUCAGGCUGUCCUGCUGCUUGGACGGCUCCUUCCUAGGCACGAUCUAUCCCUGGAGGAACUCUGCUCCUUGCACCUUCUGCUACCAGGCCUCAGCCCCCAGACACUCCAGGCCAUCCCUAGGCGAGUCCUGGUCGGGGCUUGUUCCUGCCUGGCCCCUGAACUGUCACGCCUCUCAGCCUGCCAGACCGCAGCACUGCUGCAGACCUUUCGGGUUAAAGAUGGUGUUAAAAAUAUGGGUACAACAGGUGCUGGUCCAGCUGUGUGUAUCCCUGGUCAGCAGCCUAUUCCCACCACCUGGCCAGACUGCCUGCUUCCCCUGCUCCCAUUAAAGCUGCUACAACUGGAUUCCUCGGCUCUUAUGGCAAAUCGAAGACGCUACCGGGAGCUGCCCUGGUCUGAGCAGCAGGCACAGUUUCUCUGGAAGAAGAUGCAAGUACCCACCAACCUGACCCUCAGGAAUCUGCAGGCUCUGGGCACCCUGGCAGGAGGCAUGUCCUGUGAGUUUCUGCAGCAGAUCAACUCCAUGGUAGACUUCCUUGAAGUGGUGCACAUGAUCUAUCAGCUGCCCACUAGUGUUCGAGGGAGCCUGAGGGCCUGUAUCUGGGCAGAGCUACAGCGGAGGAUGGCAAUGCCAGAACCAGAAUGGACAACUCUAGGGCCAGAACUGAACAGGCUGGAUAGCAAGCUACUCCUGGACUUACCGAUCCAGUUGAUGGACAGACUAUCCAAUGAAUCCAUUAUGUUGGUGGUGGAGCUGGUGCAAAGAGCUCCAGAGCAGCUGCUGGCACUGACCCCACUCCACCAGGCAGCCCUGGCAGAGAGGGCACUACAAAACCUGACUCCAAAGGAGACUCCAGUCUCAGGGGAAGUGCUGGAGACCUUAGGCCCUUUGGUUGGAUUCCUGGGGACAGAGAGCACACGACAGAUCCCCCUACAGAUCCUGCUGUCCCAUCUCAGUCAGCUGCAAGGCUUCUGCCUAGGAGAGACAUUUGCCACAGAGCUGGGAUGGCUGCUAUUGCAGGAGUCUGUUCUUGGGAAACCAGAGUUGUGGAGCCAGGAUGAAGUAGAGCAAGCUGGAUGCCUAGUAUUCACUCUGUCUACUGAGGCAAUUUCCUUGAUCCCCAGGGAGGCCUUGGGUCCAGAGACCCUGGAGCGGCUUCUAGAAAAACAGCAGAGCUGGGAGCAGAGCAGAGUUGGACAGCUGUGUAGGGGGCCAGAGCUUGCUGCCAAGAAAGCAGCCCUGGUAGCAGGGGUGGUGCGACCAGCUGCUGAGGAUCUUCCAGAACUUGUGCCAAAUUGUGCUCAUGUACGAGGGACAUUCCCAGCAGCCUGUUCUGCAACCCAGAUUGCUGAGAUGGAGCUCUCAGACUUUAAGGACUGCCUGACACUAUUUGCAGGAGACCCAGGACUUGGGCCUGAGGAACUGCGGGCAGCCAUGGGCAAAGCCAAACGGUUGUGGGGUCCCCGGGGAUUUGGUCCUGAGCAGAUCCUGCAGCUCGGUAGGCUCUUAAUAGGUCUAGGAGAUCAGGAACUACAGGAGCUGAUCCUAGUGGAGUGGGGAGUGCUGAGCACCCUGGGGCAGAUAGAUGGCUGGAGCUCCACUCAGCUCCGCAUUGUGGUCUCCAGUUUCCUACGGCAGAGUGGUCGGCAUGUGAGCCACCUGGACUUCAUUCAUCUGACAGCGCUGGGUUAUACUUUCUGUGGACUGUGGCCAGAGGAGCUCCAGCACAUCAGCAGUUGGGAGUUUAGCCAAGCAGUUCUCUUCCUGGGCACCCUGCAUCUCCAGUGCUCUGAGGAACAGCUGGAGGUUCUGGCCCACCUCUUUGUACUGCCUGGUGGGUUUGGCCCAAUCAGUAACUGGGGGCCUGAGAUCUUCGCUGAAAUUGGCACCAUAGCAGCUGGGAUCCCAGACCUGGCUCUUUCAGCACUGCUGCGGGGACAGAUCCAGGGCGUUACUCCUCUUGCCAUUUCUGUCAUCCCUCCUCCUAAAUUUGAUGUGGUGUUUAGUCCCACCCAACUAUCUAGUCUCACCAGUGCUCAGGCUGUGGCUGUCACUCCUGAGCAAAUGGCCUUUCUGAGUCCUGAGCAGUGACGAGCAGUUGCAUGGGCCCAACAUGAGGGGAAGGAGAGCCCAGAACAGCAAGGUCGAAGUACAGCCUGGGGCCUCCAGGACUGGUCACGACCUUCCUGGUCCCUGGUAUUGACUAUCAGCUUCCUUGGCCACCUGCUAUGAGCCUGUCUCUACAGUAGAAGGAGAUUGUGGAGGAGAGAAAUCUUAAGUCAUAAUGAAUAAAAUCCAAACAGAAGUGCA